Molecule: messenger RNA, 1463 nt
Organism: Pteropus alecto (black flying fox)
Lineage: Eukaryota; Metazoa; Chordata; Mammalia; Chiroptera; Pteropodidae
Gene: OPN1SW
Product: opsin 1, short wave sensitive
Exons: 5
Coding region: 1-1050 (349 amino acids)
Biological process (GO): G protein-coupled receptor signaling pathway; phototransduction; visual perception
Cellular component (GO): photoreceptor outer segment; membrane
Molecular function (GO): G protein-coupled receptor activity
Source: RefSeq, a predicted model, not a curated record
AUGAGCAAGAUGUCGGGGGAGGAGGAGUUUUAUCUGUUCAAGAACAUCUCCUCGGUGGGGCCGUGGGAUGGGCCUCAGCACCAUAUCGCCCCUGUCUGGGCCUUCCACCUCCAGGCAGCCUUCAUGGGCUUUGUCUUCUUUGUAGGGACGCCACUCAAUGCCACAGUGCUUGUGGCCACACUGCGCUACAGAAAAUUGCGGCAGCCACUCAAUUAUAUUCUGGUCAAUGUGUCCCUGGGAGGCUUCCUCUUCUGCAUCUUCUCUGUCUUCACCGUCUUCAUCGCCAGCUGUCAGGGAUACUUCGUCUUUGGUCCCCACGUCUGUGCUUUGGAGGCCUUCCUGGGCUCUACAGCAGGUCUGGUAACAGGCUGGUCACUGGCCUUCCUGGCCUUCGAGCGCUACGUUGUCAUCUGUAAGCCCUUCGGCAAUUUCCGCUUCAGCUCCAAGCACGCACUGAUGGUGGUCCUGGCCACCUGGACUAUUGGUAUUGGAGUCUCCAUCCCACCCUUCUUUGGCUGGAGCCGGUUCAUCCCCGAGGGCCUGCAGUGUUCCUGUGGCCCCGACUGGUACACCGUGGGCACCAAAUAUCGCAGCGAGUACUAUACCUGGUUCCUCUUCAUCUUCUGCUUCAUUGUGCCUCUGUCCCUCAUCUGCUUCUCCUAUUCUCAGCUGCUGGGGGCCCUCAGAGCUGUUGCAGCCCAGCAGCAGGAGUCAGCUUCAACCCAGAAGGCUGAGAGGGAGGUGAGCCGCAUGGUGGUGGUGAUGGUGGGAUCCUUUUGUCUCUGUUAUGUGCCCUAUGCUGCCCUGGCCAUGUAUAUGGUCAACAACCGUAACCACGGGCUGGACUUAAGGCUUGUCACCAUUCCUGCCUUCUUCUCCAAAAGCGCUUGUGUCUACAAUCCCAUCAUCUACUGCUUCAUGAAUAAGCAGUUCCAGGCCUGUAUCAUGGAGAUGGUGUGUGGGAAGCCCAUGACGGAUGAGUCUGACAUGUCCAGCUCCCAGAGAACGGAAGUUUCUACUCUCUCUUCCAGCCAAGUUGGCCCCAACUAAGAUGCCAUACUGGCCUAUUUGCAGCAACUAGGAUUUCUCAUUUAAGGAAAUUUCUUUCUCUGCUAACAACACAGAAAACAAGUGGGAAGGGGAGUGAUGGCAAUUUGGGGAGUCAACUUUCCAUUUUCCUAUUAUUAUCUUCCUACCUAUAAAGCUACUGUUCCAGCUGGGUCCACCUGAACACCCCAUAACCCAUUUCAACAGUCAUCAGUUUCCACUUCUAAGUGGCACUAUUCACAGCACUUGGAGAACCCAUCUUUACAUACCAGGUACUAUAAAGGGGUAUGGCUGAGUUGUCAGUGUAUGAAUAACAAGUAUUUUCCUUUCAGUAACAUUUUUUUUUCCUGCUGGGGAUGUUAUGAUAUAUUCUGAAUUAGAAUAAACUUAAGAAAACACCUUAGAAAUAGGAGAGA